Messenger RNA from Linepithema humile (Argentine ant), 4383 nucleotides. It is a transcript of the gene SPoCk, whose product is annotated as secretory pathway calcium atpase. Gene Ontology annotation, molecular function: ATP hydrolysis activity; P-type calcium transporter activity; ATP binding. Lineage: Eukaryota; Metazoa; Arthropoda; Insecta; Hymenoptera; Formicidae. The record is from RefSeq and is a predicted model, not a curated record. Gene Ontology annotation, cellular component: plasma membrane; Golgi membrane; endoplasmic reticulum. Gene Ontology annotation, biological process: manganese ion transport; calcium ion transmembrane transport; intracellular calcium ion homeostasis.
AUUCAACAAGUUCUUAUCAGCAUGUAAUUUAUGUAAUAUCUGCGUACGCACUGCGCUCUCUAACAGGUGUAUGUAAAGAAGUGAAGACGUGUGAAAGGAAUGACGCGUGAAAAAGAGUGGCGCUGCUUGUUGAACGAGUUCGUCUCGCACCAGGCUCGUCUCGUCUCGUCCGGUCGAUCGACCUUCCGUCCGCAAGCAGCGGCGGCGGUUGGCGACGACGAGCGCGGACGAGUGCUCGGACGACGAGCGACGAAAGUGGAUCGCGACCGAAUUUGUGUGGUGCAUGCGAUCGACGUAUAUUGCACGGCAUUCAGUUCGUUCCUGCUCGCGCGCAAAGAACAUUGUGAAGUACGUUCGCGUUUGAAUUUACAUUGAACCCGCGCCGUGCUGAACUUCUACAGGACUUUCCUGCGAAAUACAAGCCGGCGACACAUAAAUAUUCACACGGUGGAAGAAGACGAUGCGCCGCACCGUUCCCGUUCUCCCUGGCGAACCGAACUAGAGGGGAGAGGAGAGGGUCGCGAAUCGAUAGCGCGCGAUUUCGGCGGUGCGUCGGGUCAGCUGGUGGUGCUUCCCGUCUGCCAGGGGCCUCGUUGGAUCUUCCUGUUUCGCGUCGCCGUGCCACCUUCAUCUCUGGGAAAAGCUCUGGGUGGCAGCGGCGCUGGUCCGAAGGGUAGCAACCCUUGCCCGCGAUGAGAUACACCAGCGACCGGGCGAUGAGAUGCUCCGUCGAGAAAAAAGCCUUGCAGUCCGCCGGCCUCGACAUCGACUUGAGCGACGACGACGACAAGGAGUGCGACGAUGAGAAUGCGACGUUAAACGAGCAUCAACAGCACGACGCUAAGAUGUGGUUGACAACUGCCGAAGCAGCCAGCCUUGGAGCAGAGGAGAUUGCGGCCAGAUUGCACGUCGAUGUGCGAACAGGACUUAAGUGGCAAGAAGCUGAUCAUAGGAGGCAGUUGACAGGUUUUAACGAAUUCACUGUGAAGGAGGAAGAUCCACCAUGGAUGAAGUAUAUCGAACAGUUCAAGAAUCCAUUGAUUCUUCUCCUACUUGCCUCCGCGUUUGUCAGCGUAUGUAUGAAACAAUUUGACGAUGCGGUCAGUAUUACGGUGGCUAUCAUAAUAGUGGUGACAGUUGCGUUUGUACAAGAGUACCGAUCAGAGAAAUCUUUAGAAGAAUUGAAUAAAUUGGUACCACCGAUAUGUCACUGCUUGCGAGAGAGCCACGUAGAGACGUUUCUUGCGCGUAAUUUAGUUCCUGGUGAUGUAGUGUAUUUAAAUAUUGGGGACCGAGUGCCUGCUGACAUCAGAAUAUUCGAGGCCAUCGACUUGGCGAUUGACGAGAGCAGCUUCACCGGCGAGACUGAGCCGGCGCAAAAGUCGACGGCGCCUCUGCUCAAGACCAAUGGGUUGACGUCGAAACGUAACAUUGCCUUCAUGGGCACCCUGGUGCGCUGCGGCAACGGCAAGGGAAUCGUAGUGAAUACGGGAGAAAACAGUGAAUUUGGGGAGGUUUUCUCGAUGAUGCAGGCCGAGGAGGCGCCAAAGACUCCACUACAGCGAAGCAUGGACAUUUUAGGUACACAGCUGUCCUUCUAUUCGUUCUGCAUUAUCGGCAUCAUCAUGCUGCUGGGCUGGAUCCAAGGUAAGGCUAUCCUUGAGAUGUUUACCAUUGGUGUAAGCUUGGCAGUGGCAGCGAUACCGGAGGGUCUGCCCAUCGUUGUAACUGUCACACUGGCGUUGGGAGUGAUGAGAAUGGUCAAGAGAAAGGCCAUUGUGAAGAAGCUGCCGACCGUCGAGACUCUUGGUUGCGUAAAUGUGAUCUGUUCCGACAAGACCGGCACGAUAACGAAGAACGAGAUGACCGCCACGAUCCUCGUGACGUCAGAGGGUUACAUCGCGGAUGUUACCGGAGCAGGAUACAACGGCGUAGGAGAAGUGCACAUUCGGAAAUGUGACAAUACCGAUCUCGCGCGCGCCGCUAUCAGUAAUAUGUUGGAAGUAGGUUGUGUAUGUAACAACGCUAUUAUACAUAAUGAUACCCUGCUGGGACAACCGACGGAAGGCGCGCUGAUAGCCGUGGCAAUGAAAUUCGGAAUGUACGGCGUCGCUGAUAAGUUCUUGCGUUUGCAAGAAUAUCCAUUUUCCUCCGAGCAAAAAAUGAUGGCUGUGAAGUGCACGCCGAAAUUUGGCGAGAAUAAACAAGAAAUAUUCUUUGUGAAAGGCGCUUUGGAGAAGAUCUUGCCGCAAUGUACAAAGUAUUACGAGAACGGCCAAGUGUAUUCACUUAGUCAGAAGAAGGAUCAGGAAUUCUUGACGGAAGCGUAUGAUAUUGGCCAGCAAGGAUUGCGAGUAAUUGGUUUAGCACGCGGCAGUACAUUGCAAGAUUUAAUUUACGUCGGUUUCGUCGGCAUUUGCGAUCCACCGAGACCACACGUGCGCGAAUCUAUUAGCAUUUUGAUAAACAGCGGUGUGAAAGUGAAGAUGGUGACUGGCGAUGCCAAGGAAACUGCGGCUGCAAUAGCCAGCAUGAUCGGACUGGAUACGCUUCACAGCCGGCUAUUAUCGGGAGACGAGAUCGACAUGAUGUCUGAGCAUCAACUCGAACAGUGCAUCAAUAACGUGAGCGUAUUUUACCGCGUAACACCAAAACACAAGCUUUGCAUCGUGAAGGCCUUGCAGAGAAACGGCAAUAUAGUCGGCAUGACCGGCGACGGUGUGAACGACGGAGUCGCGUUGAAGAAGGCCGACAUAGGCAUCGCUAUGGGCAAAAAUGGCACCGAUGUGUGCAAAGAAGCGGCCGACAUGAUUCUAGUCGAUGACGAUUUUGGCACCAUUAUCGCGGCAAUCGAGGAGGGAAAAGGAAUCUUUCAUAACAUUCGUAAUUUUGUAAGAUUCCAAUUGAGUACGAGUAUAGCCGCGCUCUCCUUGAUCGCUCUCGCAACAUUGAUGAGUAUACCGAAUCCCCUGAACGCUAUGCAAAUACUGUGGAUUAACAUCAUUAUGGAUGGUCCGCCUGCGCAGAGUCUCGGAGUGGAACCGGUAGACAAAGAUGUAUUAAAACAGAAGCCACGGAACACUAAAGAGCCAAUGAUCACACGUCAUCUCAUACUUAAUGUUUUAUUGUCAGCUAGCAUAAUUAUUCUUGGCACUUUAUGGGUAUACAAUAGAGAGAUGGUUAAUGGAAAUACAGCCAGAGAUACCACCAUGACAUUUACAUGCUUCGUAUUCUUCGACAUGUUCAACGCCCUUAGUUGUAGAUCGCAGACGAAAUCCAUAUUCACGAUCGGUCUGUGGAGUAACAAAAUGUUCCUGGUAGCCGUAACGUUAUCUGUCAUCGGACAAAUGUUCGUGAUCUACUUUCCUCCGUUACAGAGAAUAUUUCAGACUGAGGCACUUACGGCGACAGAUCUUCUAUUCUUGGCGGCGUUGACGUCGAGCGUCUUCGUAAUAAGCGAGACGAAGAAGUUCGUCGAGAGGCAAUUGCAGAGGCGCCGCAGCAACAGCCAGUGUUACAACAAGUUCGAAAUGGACUUCGUAUGACAGUUGCAGUCUGCCGGCGAGAGCAAGGCGGACAAAGAUCAUAACGAAUAAGCGCAUCAAUUAUCGCGACACGGCUCAAUAAACGCGGUCGGUCGCGUUGAUUUACAAUUGAAACAGUUACUUCUUGCUGACAUCUACUCGACUAUGCUUGCACUUCGUCACGUGUGCACCUAUCACACAUACACAGGGAAACAACAAUAUCCUUUUCCGUGACAGUAUUGAUUGCGCGGUGACUGCGGUUUUUUUUUUUUCUACAAAAUACACAAUUCCGUUUCUUUCCCAGCACAUAAUGCACGUAGAGAGAGAUAAAAAUAAAGAAAAGAAACAUUUCGUAUAAGGAUAUGGUAAGUUUUACAUAAACUAUAGUUAUUUAGAUUACAUUUAAUUAUUGUCCCUACAAAAUGAAAGACUACGAAUCACUGUUUUGUAGAUGAUAGCGAUGCUACUGCACAUUCCACGCACGUUUAAUAGAUAAUGUCGACGAUUUUUAACGAUAUAUUCCUUCUAUAUCUAUAUUAGUAGUAGAUUGCAGUCCAGAAAGCAAUGUUUGCACCGUGAACCAUCGUAAUCAUUCUAUCGUACACUUUUUUCUAAAUAACGUGACAAUUUUUAAGACCCGCUAGAAGGGGGAGAAAUGCCGAUUUCCUCAUCCGUUCAUUCACUGUCAGUCAAUUCUAGAAAAGAAGACGAAUCAUGCAGCAUUUUACCGAGUAAGACAGAGAUAAGCAUUAUUGUAAGUAAAAAAAAAAAAAACAGGUCAUACAAAUCGAUUGCAUUUAACACACACACUUGUAAUCGGCGAAAAUAAACGCUCUUACAACGUUCCUUAUUAAUUCUA